Molecule: messenger RNA, 656 nt
Organism: Dentiscutata heterogama
Lineage: Eukaryota; Fungi; Glomeromycota; Glomeromycetes; Diversisporales; Gigasporaceae
Source: the annotation of a GenBank genome assembly
AACUUGAAAUUAUCUUAAAACUAUUCUGUGAAUUAACUGAAAUGUUAAAUGAUUCAAAAUAUCCUGCAUUGAGUUUCGUGACCCCAGCAAUUGAAAAUCUUAAGCAACAUCUUAGUAUUUAUCAACCUAAAAAUGAUAUCAUUCAACAGAUAAUAGAUAAUAUACUAGACAAUCUUAAGAAGAACUUUGGUGUGCCUUCGACUCUUGGAUUAUAUGGAUCUUUUUUUGAUCCUCGUUUCAAAAAAUUGCUUUAUAUUAAAAGUGAACUUCGAAGCCAAAUUUUAGAUAAUCUUCGGGAACAAUUUACGAAACUUAUAAAACCAGUAACUUCUAACACUAUAGAUAAUGAUUCGAAAAUGUUAACUUUUUUUCAAAUAUUUAUUGAAGAAAAUAGACAAACAGAGUUUGAUAAAUAUAUUGAAUUACCUCAAUUGCCUAUAACAGAGGAAAAUAAUCCUUUAAGAUGGUGGAGUGAGAAUAAGAAUGUGUUUCCUACAAUGGCAAAACUUGCUAGAAAAUACUUAUCGGUUACAGCCUUUUCUGUUCCUAAUGGUGAGCUGUUCCCAGAUGAAAAAAAUCAAUGUUUAGAUUUUGAUAUUCUUAAUUACACUGUGUUUCUGAAACAUAACUUACUAUUAUUUGGGAUUUCUAAUUAA